AUGGGAUCAUCAGCUAAUAUCCCUGUUGUUGAGCUUCUUGCUCUGCUUAUUCUACUUCAAAGCUUUUUAUUCUGCUGCAGUGGAACUAAUUUCCAUGGAAGCUGUAUCAAUAUUGAAAGAGAAACUCUUCUCAGGUUCAAGUCAAGCCUGGCCAACAGUUCAAACACAUUGCCUUCAUGGGUGGGAGAUAACUGCUGCAGAUGGGAAGGAGUUUCUUGCGACAACACAACCGGUCAUGUCGUUGAGCUCGACCUUUUUAUGCGCGGACUCGAGGGAAAGGUUUCCCUUCAUCUUGGCAACCUUUCAAACUUGCAGCAUCUUGAGCUUGGUUCCAAUGGAUUGGCAUUCGACACCCUCUAUUUUCCAUCUUCUUUGAAAUACUUAGACUUGGACGGCGUGCCCCUCAACAAGUGUGCCAAUUGGUUGCAGUCAAUAAACAUGCUUCCUUCUCUACUGGAAUUAUAUUUAUCUUUUUGUGAGCUUUCCAUCACAGGUCAUGUUUCCCAUGUCAAUCUUACAUCUCUUGAGGUUCUCAAUCUUAGAGGGAACAACUUCAAUUCCACAAUCCCCAGCUGGUUAUUUAAUAUUACCAACCUUCAGCAUCUUGAUCUGAGUUACAGUGCUUUCGGAGGCUCUCUUUCAACUCAGAUUGGUAAUCUUAAUUCUCUUUCUUUCCUUGAUCUGUCUUAUAAUUCUCUGGAAGGUAAUAUACCCAAAACGUUGAACAAGCUUUGCAAUUUGAGUGAGCUACACUUGGAAACCAACAAGUUCAGCGGUGAGAUAUCUGGACCAUUUGGCAACUCAUCCAGUUGCAUCCACAACAGUUUGGAGCAUCUGUAUCUUUCCAAUAAUUCAUUUUCUGGCAGUCUUCCAAAUAACUUGGGAGAGUUUAAACGCCUGAAAGUUCUUCAACUUUCUCACAACUUUUUCUGCGGCUCAAUUCCUGUAUCAAUUGGACAUCUUUGCAACCUACAAACACUAAAUUUCAGUCAGAAUUCAUUGCAUGGGGAAGUUACUGAACUUCACUUGUCAAAACUUGGAGCUUUGUCUGAGCUGGUUAUGAGUGGGAAUUCUUUAGUUUUUGAUAUUGAUGCCAAAUGGAUACCUCCUUUUCAACUUUACUGGAUUGACUUAUCUUCUUGCAAACUAGGGCCUCGGUUUCCACAGUGGCUCAAAACACAGAAGAGAAUUGUAUAUUUAGUGAUGUCCAAUGCAAGCAUCUCAGAUAGCAUCCCUGAUUGGUUUGAAAACAUUUCUUCCACUAUUGAAGGACUGGAUCUAUCUUAUAAUAAGCUCUUUGGAAGCUUGCUAAAUUUAAGAAAAGUAGACACACUUGGUGAUAGGUUCAUAUCACUGAAAUUUAACAAGUUUGAUUCUUUAGCCAAUUUUCAUACUAAUGCAAGCAUAUUGGAUCUCUCCAACAACUUGCUUCAUGGCCAGAUUUUCCCAGGAAUAUCAGCAAAAUGA
Messenger RNA from Manihot esculenta (cassava), 1467 nucleotides. Its product is annotated as receptor-like protein EIX2. Lineage: Eukaryota; Viridiplantae; Streptophyta; Magnoliopsida; Malpighiales; Euphorbiaceae. The transcript has a single exon. Gene Ontology annotation, molecular function: protein binding. The coding region runs from base 1 to 1467 and encodes 488 amino acids. The record is from RefSeq and is a predicted model, not a curated record.